Molecule: messenger RNA, 699 nt
Organism: Morchella sextelata
Lineage: Eukaryota; Fungi; Ascomycota; Pezizomycetes; Pezizales; Morchellaceae
Exons: 4
Coding region: 1-699 (232 amino acids)
Biological process (GO): cytoplasmic translation
Molecular function (GO): protein binding
Source: RefSeq, a predicted model, not a curated record
AUGGCGACCGAAGAGCAGAUCCAGGAGAUCGAGGUCCUGCAGUCCAUCUACCCCGAUGAGUUCACACAGGUCACGCCCACGCAAUUCACGAUAUGCCUAGUCCUCGACCCCCCCAGCAUCCCCGGCCAAUCCCACGAACCGCCAAUCCUCAACCUCCACGUCACCUACCCCCCCACCUACCCCGACGCCGCGCCCACCCUCGACCUCAGCAUCGACGCCGCCUCCCCCGCCUCCUCGCUCUCCUUCCCCGCCGACAAAGACACGCUCCUCGCCACGCUCGCGGCCACAGUCGACGAGAACCUCGGCAUGGCGAUGGUGUUCACGCUCGCCACGACGCUCAAGGAGGCCGCGGAGGAGCUGCUGGCGUCGCGCGCGCAGGCGGUCGAGGCGCGCCGCGAGGAGCGUCUGCGCGCCGAGGAGGAGAAGGAGAUGGAGAAGUUCCGCGGCACGCUGGUGACGCGGGAGCGCUUUGUGGCGUGGCUGGGGAGGUUCAAGGAGGAGGAGGAGGAGAAGAGGCGGGUGGCGGUGGAGAGGAGGGAGGAGGAGGAGAGGGGCAAGAGGGGGGCGGGGGUGAAGGAGAAGAGGCUGACGGGGAGACAACUGUAUGAGCGCGGCCUGGUCGGCGGGAUGGACGAUGCGGAGGAUGUGGAGGAGGAUGGCGUGGAGGUGGAUCUGGCGAAGUUGAAGGUGGCGGCAUAG